AUGUGGAGUCCAAAGCCAAGCUUCAGGUUUGAGAUAGAGAAGUUCAAGGAGAAGGAAGCUGCUAGCAUACUGUCUAAGGUAUUCGUUGCUGGCGGAUACGAAUGGUUUCUCAACGUUUAUCCCAAGGGAUCAGAUCGUCACGCUGAUGAUCACGUAUCUGUGUUCCUGCGAGUUGCAAACCCUAAAUCAUUGCCACUUGGAUGGAAAAGGAAUGUUAAUUUUUACUUCACCGCGUUGAAUCAUUGCAAUAUAGAGUGCUGCAGAUCUGACAUUGCAAAAAACGCAGUGUUUACCGCUGAGAAGCCAGCAUGGGGCAUCGAAAAAACAUUUCCUCUUAGCCAGCUUGAGGAGAAGUGCUUUAUAGAGAAGAAGAGUCUCAUCAUUGAAGUAUACAUUAAUGUGAUUGAAGAUGUAUUAGACAAGGAGACGGUGGAUAUCAACGGUUUUCAGGUUUCUACAUCUCAUGUUGCUUCAGUUAGGAAGAUAUUCGCAGAGCACCCAGACAUGGCAUUUUGUUUCAAACCAAAGAACCAAGUGGUGAAGACAGCGUACAUGAAUGUCCUUCUUGGUGUCAUCAAUAGACUAAACAAGCCUUUACAGAGUCACUCAGAGUCUGAGCUAAUCACCACUCACGGCGAGUUGAGUGAGCUGGAAGAAGUGGGUUUCAAGAUUGACUGGUUGAAGUCAAAGCUUGAGAAUAUUUUCUUGGAAAGGAAGAAAGAUGGUUCUGAUGGUUCCAGGGUCCAACAACUCGAGGAACGUGUGAAACAUCUUGAGAAGAAGAAAAACAAGAUGGCCUCUUUGAAGAGAAAGGUUGAUGAGGUUCUUUUGGAGAGAAAGAAAGCAAAAGCUGAUGAGCCUCGUGUCCAAAAACUUGAGGAACGCGUCAAGAACCUUGAGGUGAUGGAGUCAAGCUUCAAGAUGGACUGUUUGAAGUCGAAGCUUGAGAAUGUUUCCUUGGACAAGAAGAAAGCAGAUGACUCUGAUGGGUAUCUUUCAGUUCAUCCAAAGGGAGUUUAUGGUCGUUGUAAAGAUCACUUGACUUUGUUCCUCAACGUUGCAAACCGUAAAUACUUGCGAACUGGAUGGCAAAGAAGAGCAAAAUAUUAUUUCCUUGUGCUGAAUGAGUCCAAUAAAGAACUCUAUAGAUCACCAAUUGGAAAGGCAAGCAGCUUGUUUUGCGCUUGGAAUCCAUCAUGGGGUUACCGGAUGCCUCCAAGCAAGUUUCAAGAAAAAGGGUAUUUGGAGAAUGAUAAACUCAUCAUUGAAGUCUACAUCAAAGUUGUUGAUGCUUUUGAUGGAGAAGGCGGAGAUAUCAAUGGUUUUCAAGAUUUUGCUACUUAUGUUGCUUCAGUGGAUAAGAUAAUCACAGAGUACGUGAUGAAUACUAUAAGCAAAGCUUGCAACAAGUUGAGUGAGCUUGUGAACGUAGGAGUCAAGCUGGACUGGAUGAAGUCAAAGUUUGAUGAAGUUACCUUCAAGAGGAAGAACGCAUACGGUGUUGAUGAGUCUUUGGUCCAACAACUAGAGGAACGUAUCAAGAAUCUUGAACUAAUGGUAUCAGGCUUCAAGAAGGAAAAUUUGAAGUCAAAGUCUCGUGUCCAAAAACUUGAAGAAAGCGUCAAGAAUCUUGAUCAGAUGGAAUUAGGGUUGAAACUGGACAGUUUGUCCAAGCUUGAGGAGAUUUCCUUGGAGAAGAAGAAAUCACAUGAUGCUGGUGAGUCUCGGGCCCAAAAAAUCGAGGAACGCGUCAAGAAUCUUGAGCUGAUAGAUUUAGGAUUCAAGCUUGAGUGUGUGACUUAUGGGUCUCGGUUCCAACAACUUGAGGAAAGCUUUAAGAACGUUGAGCUGAUGGUGUCGUGUCUUGAAAUUGAACUAGACAAGAAGAAGGACAAAUCAACUGCUGAAGGAUUUUUUUUCUUGAAAAAUUCUUCUUUGCGAGAAAUAAUCAAAUCUACCAGAUUUUCAAUGUCCAAUAUGUGGGAUAGUUUCAGGUUUGAGAUAGAUAACUUCUCGGACAAGGAAGAGUUCAUAGUGUCUGAGAACUUCAAGGCUGACGGAUGCGAAUGGUAUCUUGCAGUUCUCCCCAAGGGAGACAAUAAUGAUCAGUUGUGUUUGUUCCUCUACGUUGCAAAUCGUGAAUCCUUGCGAACUGGUUGGAAGAGAAGUGCUAAAUAUUACUUCCUUGUGCUUAAUGAGUCCAACAAAGAACUCUACAAAUCACCAAUAUUGGGAAAGGAAAACCAAUUGUUUUGCGCUGAGAAUCCAGCGUGGGGUUGCCGAAAGACCUUGCCUCUAAGCAAGUUUCAGGAAAAAGGGUUUUUGGAGAAUGAUAAACUCAUCAUUGAAGUCUACAUCAAAGUUGCUGAAGCUUCUGAUGGAGAAGGCGGGGAUAUCAAUGCUUUCCAAGCUUUAUUUUCUCAUGUUGCUUCAGUGAAAAAGACAUUCGCAGAGCACGUGGCGAAGAAAGAAUACAAGAAUAAACUAAGCAACGCUUGCAACAAGUUGAGGGAGACUGCGGAAGUAGGAGUCAAGCUGGACUGGUUGAAGUCAAAGUUUGAUGAAGUUUCCUCCAAGAGGAAGAAGGCAGACGGUUUGGUGCAACAACUCGAGGAACGCAUCAAGAAACUUGAACCAAAGGUAUCAGGAUUCAAGAAGGAUUGUUUGAAGUUAAAGUCCAAGUGGAAGAAAUCACAUGCUGCUGAUGAGUGUCGUUUCCAAAAACUUGAAGAAAGCGUUAAGAAUCUUGAGCUGAUGGAAUUAGGGUUGAAACUGAACAGUUUAAAGACGCAGCUUGAUUUGGUUUCCUUGAUGAGUAAGAGAUAUCAUGAUGAUUCUGAGUCUCGGGCCCAACUACUCGGGAGACGUGUCGAGAACAUUGAGGUAAUGAAAACAGACUCUAAACUGGAGAGUUUGAAGUUGAAGCUUGAGGAGAUUGCCUUGGAGAGUAAGAAAGAUUAUGAUGCUGGUGCGUCUUGGGUCCAACAACUCCAGGAACGCAUCAAGAAUCUUGAGCUGAUGGAUAUAGGGGACAAGCUGGACUUUGUGAGUACAAAGCUUGAUUAUGCUGUUGAGACUCGAGUCCAACUCAAGGAAUAUGUCAUGGACUUGUCAAGCGAAGUGGAACUCAAGAUGGAAUGUUUGGAUACAAAGAUUGAUGAAGUGUCCUCAGAGAGGAAGACAUCUGAUGAUGCUCGGUGCCAACAACUUGAGGAAAGAUUCAAUAACAUUGAGCUGAUGAUGUCGUGUCUCAAAGUUGAAGUAGACAAGAAGAAGGACAAAUCUACUGCUGAAGGAUUUUUGUUGGUCGACUAG
Messenger RNA from Eruca vesicaria subsp. sativa (arugula), 3315 nucleotides. NCBI's taxonomy places the organism in Eukaryota, Viridiplantae, Streptophyta, Magnoliopsida, Brassicales, Brassicaceae. The record is from the annotation of a GenBank genome assembly.